Messenger RNA from Pocillopora meandrina, 1519 nucleotides. Lineage: Eukaryota; Metazoa; Cnidaria; Anthozoa; Scleractinia; Pocilloporidae. The record is from the annotation of a GenBank genome assembly.
AUGUUUCUUUAUGAGACAAAUCAACCAGUUAAUUUAGAGUUGCCUUACUACGAGUAUGAGGAAUUUAACUUUGAAGAAAACAUCAGUGAAGCCGAAUGUAAAGCGGAGUUUAGGUUUGAAAGAGGAGAUAUCGAACGUCUCGCUGAUGUUCUUCAAUUACCGCCCACCUUUACGUGUCCACAAGGCAGUGUUUGCGACCGAAUGGAGGGCCUUUGUUUAAGUUUAAUACAAGAUAAGACAUCUUUCAUUCAGAGGAUAAGCGGGUUCAAGUGCUAGGGACUUUUUUUAGUAAAGCAAGAAAAUUUAACGCACGUGUUCAGUCGAAAUGCUCCACCGUGGCUGUGCACAGUGCACAUCACUUUUACAAUUUUAACCAGCUUGUCAGUGGUUUUAUUGCCCAAAACAAAUAAGUGACAAACAAUGUUUACCUAAUGAAGUUCGAAAAUCUAAAAACAUGCGGAAGUUUAUGGGGAAAUAAUAGUAACAGUGCUCACGUUGACUGGUGGACGGCAAAACACCACUUCUCACGUCCUCGACACAAACAGGACUGCAAUCCGCGUGGACCAGGCAUGCGCAUUGUGGUCUACACGCGAAAUUUACUUCCGGUCAGCCGUCCUCGAGGUCAGCCGUCCAGGUAUCUUGAACUCUCUAUUGUAUUGGAUAGGAGGGCUAGGUGGUUGAUUUUUUCUGUACUGUGUUCAGAGUUAGAUCAGUUGCAUGAUCCUUUUCUACUAGAGAAGAUGUGCAUGCCACAGUCACAGUAAGGGUUGUGUUUCCAAUAAUUUGGGGAGUUACUGGUGACUGAAGUGGAUCUGGCAAACAAGUCUCCCUGAUGCUGCAAAGAACAGCAAUUAGCCUGUCUAUUCGCUUGAGAAUUUCUCUAUGGGUCUCUUGGACUGUUUCAGGGUCUUUGUGGCAGGCUGUUUGGUGUUGGGUAAGGAAGUUUGCACUGCCCUGGCAACAUCCAACAGACUACAGGAAACAGCUCUCUUGUGCAUUGGAAUAGGAGAGUUGACAAGUGCAGGUUGGAUUACUAGAGGACUGCAAACUUGGCCUGAGUGGGCAAAUGGCAAUGAUAAAUUCGGAUAUAGGCAUACUCAAACUGGUGAAGGGGAUGGUGUAUGAAUUAGAGGUAACAGACACGUUGGAAAAUAUAAACAAAGGUAACAUCUAUCUUAAAUAUCCUGGUCCUUUUCUCAAUAAUAACCAGUUUUUGUUUAGAAAUCAAAGUUCAUGAUGUUGGUAAUUUCAUCAGUCUACCGACAAUACUUGAUACUCAGUGAGCAAGGUAACUUCUUAAUUUGAUGCCCUGGUCCUUUUCUCUUUUGAUAAUAAUUAGAGUUCAUGCUGUUGGUAAUUUCAUCACUCUUUUGACAAUAAUUUAUACUCAUUGUCAUAUUAGAUAUCAAUUUCUCUGUUUGCUUUGAAAAUCUUGAGCUUGACAUCAUCCAGUAUCAUUGCUGCCUUACUUCAAAAGUUGGAUCCAAUACAGCAAGAAGCUGUUGAUGUGGCAAAGUGA